Messenger RNA from Saccostrea echinata, 5348 nucleotides. Its product is annotated as MYND-type zinc finger-containing chromatin reader ZMYND8-like. Gene Ontology annotation, molecular function: DNA binding; protein binding. Gene Ontology annotation, biological process: regulation of DNA-templated transcription. Lineage: Eukaryota; Metazoa; Mollusca; Bivalvia; Ostreida; Ostreidae. The record is from RefSeq and is a predicted model, not a curated record. The transcript is spliced from 24 exons. Bases 320 to 5047 code for a protein of 1575 amino acids.
GACACUUGAUCUUGUGUUUCCCGUACUUUGUUUUCAUUGGCUGAUGUUGAUAUAACUGUAGAUAAAGUGAGAUAUUCAGCUAUUGAUUUAGAGGCAUCAUGUGACUUCAUAUAUAUACAAAGAGGUGAGUUAAUACUGCCAAACAUCUAGGUCAGACAUAUUUACUCUGAGUGCAGACUACACCGACCAUGUGUCAUACAGAAUUUUAAAGCUCACUGGGGCAUGACAGUGCUCUCCUCUAUAGAUGACCUGCUUUGGAAACAUUGAAUUCCCUCCACAUGUUAUCUUGCCCAGGACUACAACAGAUUGUUGCUAAGCCAUGAGUCAGAGGGCGGAAUCCCUGAGGAGCAGAGAUGAGAUCCCACUCAGGCGACGCCCUGCCCCACAGACCAGGGAGAGGUCCAGAGAUAGAGAGAAGGAGAAAAAUGUUGGUGUUACAGAAGAGGCAGAGAAGGCUGGAGGUAUGAGAACCAGAUUAUCAACUGGUAGCAUUCAUAUGAAUGGUACCACUACUGUCGCUGUCGCCAGGGAAAUCGAGAAUAAUCAGAGACUCCAGGGGAAAGCAUCUAAGGAUGGCAUAGAAUCCCCAGCUAAAAGGAAGAAGGGUUCCACCAGUGAUGAGAAAACCAGUGGUGUUGAUGUCAGUAAUGUUGGCACAAACCCACCCCCCAAAAAACGUAAAAUAGGCAGAAACGAUGGCUCGGGAGAGGACAACCGUAAUGACUAUUUUUGCUGGCUGUGCCAUAAAGAGGGGACAGUGAUCUGUUGUGAACUGUGCCCCAGGGUUUAUCACACCAAAUGUCUGGAGGUCAGUGGGGACCUCCCCAAGGACUGGGUGUGUCCAGAGUGUGAGAAGAUAAUGAGAGCAGAGUGUGUGGAUACGAGGUCAAAGGCCAUGUCCAUGAUCACCGUGGAUACACUGUGUACUCUUCUCAAGUAUGCACUGGAGAGGAUGAAGCAUCAAGGGAGUGACCCAUUUACCAUACCAGUUGACCUUCAGGCUGUUCCUUACUAUACAGACUAUAUCUACAACCCCAUGGAUCUGACCCAGUUAGAAAAAAACAUUAAGAAGAAGAUGUACGGGUGUACAGAGGCCUUCCUAGCUGAUGCUAAAUGGAUUCUUCACAACUGUAUCAUCUUCAAUGGAUCUGCCCAUAAAUUAACUGCCAGUGCCAAAAUGAUCAUCAAAAUUUGUAAGCAUGAGAUGAACGAGAUAGAGUUGUGUCCAGAUUGUUACUUGAACUCCUGUAUCAGGAAGAAUGAUGAAUGGUUCAGUGAAACCUGUAGAACACCACAUACCCUAGUAUGGGCGAAACUAAAAGGUUACCCAUUCUGGCCAGCUAAAGCCUUACGGGAAGUUGACGGACAAGUGGACGUUCGCUUCUUUGGAGCCCAUGAUAGAUCAUGGGUUCCAACUUCCCAAGUAUUUAUGCUAUCCAAAGAAAUCCCUACCCCUGUGAAGAGCAAAAAGGGAGGGUUUGACUAUGCCAUGGAGGAGACUGAACUUCACAUAGAGAAAAUUAGGGAGAAGUUUGGAAGAUUUGACUAUGCUCCAUUCAGAACUCCUUAUGACAAGAACCAUGUAUACUUCCACAACAAGAUGAAAAUACCCACCAAAGCAGUCCUCAGAAAGUCCUCCAAGCAAUCUGUCUCAGCCUCUCCCAUCAAACCUGCCUCACCCAUCAAAAUGGGGAUCAGUCGCCAAGCUUCAGACGGUAAAGGUGACAAGCAGUCAUUACUGAUGAAACAAGCUUCUGCUGUGAGAAACAAGUACAGCAGUAUUGUUCCAACUCGCCGUGGGACUGGGGACUCACCACAGGGAGUGAAGACCGAGACUCCAGGGGUGGUAAGAGCAAGUGGAAUUUUAGGCUCUUCAGAGACUGUUAAAAUGGAAACACCGUCAGAAAUAUCAACUGUUGGUUCAUCAAAACCAAAAAUUACUGAGGAAAUUAAACCAAACACCAUAAAAAUCACCACAGCAAAAACCAGCAUAAUAAAGAGUGACAUUGUGGACAAAAUUCAGAGCAAGAUUGAGGCCAUGAGUGAAGGGGAUGAGGAGGAGACCAUGGAAGAGGAAAAACAGAACUCAGUCAUUGAUUCUUCCUCAGAAAAACAAAGUUCUAGUGAGAAAAGUGACAUUUUGGACAAAAUUCAGAGUAAAAUUGAGGAAAUGGAGGAAGAAAAUGUGGAUAGUGACUCAGAGCAUGACUCCAUUCUUGAUCCAUCAACAGGACAAAUUAGUGCAAAGCCUAGUGCUGAAGAAUCUAAGAAUCAAGAAAGUGCUCAAACUACUGCUGUUAUUUUAAAAAUUACUUCUAGUGCUACACUAUCAAAAAUGGAUGAUGAGAAAGAAACCGUUGGGGAAAAGACAUGUGAAACAAAUGAAGGAGAUAUAUCCAAAAAUGUGAAAGAAAGAGAGUCAAGUCCAUGCCAUACCUCUAAAACAUCAGACAGUGCCUCUCCAUCAAAGACAGAAUAUCUGGCAAAACUCCAGAAAACAAUACAGACAUGUAAAGACAAGCUGGGAAUUUCUGGAGACAAUCUAGAGGAGGCAGAUGAGGAACAUUCCUCACAGGAGGACAGUGAGGAGGAGGAAGAAGAGGAGGAGAUGGAGAAGAACAAAGGUGUUGUGGACACAGAAGAGGAAUCCCAGGAGUCCUCACUGAAGUCUCCAGGGGGGAGUAUGCCUCCAGAGGAAGAGGACACCACUGAACAAGACCAGGUCUGUAGCAGCAGCACAGAUGUGAUGACAGAAACCAAAAAGACAGAGAAAAACAUUUUUGAGUUGAUGGAAACUGAAGCAUCUGGUAGUCAAGUUACUGAGAGUGAACAUGAUAAAAGCCCAACUAAGGUCAAAGAAGACAAUAAUAUUGCAUCCAGAGUCACAGUGGAUAAUAAAUCUCCAACCAAAAUGGCAGACAGGAAUAACAGUGCUGAAAGUGAAAAUAGAACUGCUGAAAGCUUACACAAAGGAAAGGACAGUGAGGCUGCAGAAGAAACCACUGAAUCUUCAAAACAUAAUUCAGAGGAGGAAGAUUCUUCUGGUGUUCCAGACACAACAGAGAAAGAGGUGGAGGAGACCGACAUGCCACUGGAAAUGGAGGUGGAGAGUGAGGAACCAGAGAAAGAUGUGGACAAAUCCACAGAGGAAGUGGAGGAGGGAGGUCAAAAGGUCAUCACUCCAUUGACUUCACCUUCAAAAUCAUCAGAGACAAGUGUGUCACCAAAAGGGAAGGAGAGACCUGGUAUUGUUUACAGGAAAACUAACAAAAAACCUGUUCAACCACCUGCCAUACUACCAAAGCCUGCAAUACCAAAGCCUUCUGGUUCCAUUGUCAGCCUAUCCUCCGAGUUUUUCCAGUCUGCUAUAGAAAAGUCCCUCCACUCAGCCCCAGCCCCCACCAGUUUACUGUCUCCAAAAAGGAAGUUAUCAGAGGAAGAUAUUACUGUGGUUCAUGUCUCCAAAGUGCCAAAAGUAAGCCCACAACCCCAAAUCACUGUCACCACGUCAGUAACGAGUCCCACAAGUGUCCAGACCAGUACAGGAAAGGUCAUAGAGUGGACAAAGAAGAUUCCAGAGAAGCCAAAAGUGACAUUAGAGGAGGUCCCUCCUAAAUCACAGGUUCAGCCCCCAAACCAAACGUCCACAGACCACAAAGAACUGCCACAGUAUGCCCAGGAUCUUGUCAAGUCAUUCUCUGAAAGGAUGAUGGCUAGUAUGCAGUCGUCACUGGAGGAAAUGUGUUCAGAAAUUAUGUCAAAGGCUGAACGAUCAACUGAUCAGCCACAAGAAGUAGUGAAUACAGAAGCUGAACUUGCACGUAUUGAUUGGGAACAGAAGCAACAGAUUGCAGAGCUCAAGCAUAAUUUCCAAUUGACUGUGGCUGAGAUGAAAACAUUGUGGGAGGCAGAAAAGCAGCGAAUAAUUGUGGACUUGAAGGCCGCUCAUAACAAAGAACUGGAGAAAACCGUUACAGAAACCAAGAAAAAACAAUGGUGUGCAAACUGUGGUAAGGAGGCUAUAUUUUACUGCUGUUGGAAUACAAGCUAUUGUGACUAUCCCUGCCAACAGAUUCACUGGCCUACCCACAUGCCAGUCUGUAUGCAGACCCAGAAUAAUGCCAGUGACACAAACACAACAGAAGGAAGCAACCAAUCAAAUGCCUCUGGGAGGUCUAGUAGCCAUAACAACCAGAGGGACAGACCACCUCAAUCCUCCAGUAUGACAGGGGCACCUCCUUCAUCGAACCCCCUGGAAAUGGAGCAAGGUGAGGAUUUCAGGAGAGCCUCUAGAGAGAAUCUGACAAACAUUCUUCAACAGCAACAACAGAGAAUGCAGAAUCCCCCACAACAGCCAAUGGCAAAUAUCCAGUAUUUGUCAGGAGGUGGAGCUAACCCAAUGGCCCCGCCCAAUAUCCCACCUCAGUACUUACAGCAACAGAGAAUGAUGAUUGAUGAUGCAGGACGUAAAAAGCCCAACUAUUACUGGACAGAUCAGACCAUGGACCAAGCUGUUUCUGCAGUGCUGAAAGAUGGAAUGUCUGUUAACAAGGCCUCAAAAAUCUUCAAUGUCCCACGCAAAAUUCUCACUGAAAGAGUGGGAGGCAGAAUGCCGCUUCCUCAGUCAGUGACAGGAAAUCAGCCUCUCUCUACCCCACCGGUACAGUUCCAGUAUGUGGGGCCCCCUCAGCCCUUAGUUCAACCACCCUCAAGUGUUCAACCCCUCAACUCCACUCAACAGGCGAUGAGGAUUCCAGGACCUCAGCCACAGGGGGCACCACAAACAAUCAUGGCUCCUGGACACCAGAUUCUACCUCCUGGUGGAUCAGUCCUUUACCCCAUUCAGAUCUCACAGGCUGGUCCCUCCCUCAUGAAUGGAGGGCCAGUAGUCAUCUCCCAGACCAGUCCUCAAGUACCCCCAGCAGGUUCCAUGAUCAUCUCCCACACUGGUCAACAUCCCACACAAGGACCCCCAAUGGUUGUCACACAACCCAACCAGCACCAGCAGGUCAUGACAAACAAUUUGGCAUAUCACGGGCGAUUUUAAUUAAUGAUCUUUACAGAUGAAUCUUGUAAUGCUUUCAUAAUAAUGUAUUCAUUUCCUGUCAGAAGAAAUAGCUGAUAAGUCUCUUCAAGAACUGUUCUCUGCGUGUUCACAUCAUAAGAAACCAUUGACAGAGAGGGCCUUGAUUGGGCAUUAACAGAGUAUUACACAUUGUUCAUUUAGAGUAUUAGUCUUCUGCAUGAGAGGACAAUUCAUAAAUGGUUGUUAAUGAUUACUGCAUGUUUUUAUAUAUAUAUCAUGAUUGUUGGAAAUUGUUUUCAAUAAAGCAUGUGUAGAAAGCUGA